Messenger RNA from Pisolithus orientalis, 2250 nucleotides. Its product is annotated as family 2 glycosyltransferase. The coding region runs from base 1 to 2250 and encodes 749 amino acids. Gene Ontology annotation, cellular component: cell periphery; cell septum. The record is from RefSeq and is a predicted model, not a curated record. The transcript is spliced from 11 exons. Gene Ontology annotation, molecular function: chitin synthase activity. Lineage: Eukaryota; Fungi; Basidiomycota; Agaricomycetes; Boletales; Pisolithaceae.
AUGUCUGAACUGGCGUUGUAUUCAUAUCAAAACAAUCCAAAUAACGUUUAUAUGUUGAAUCAAGGAGGGGUCUUUGAUUUGACUGCCAUGGCAGUGACACAUCAGCAUGUCUUUAGCAUGGUGUUGACCAAGUCUGUCCUCCAGUAUGGUGGCAUGGCUUCAGAUGCUGAUUUUCCCUGUGCAGGGUUCUGUGAGCCCCUGGGUGACUCUUCGACUCCGCCAACAACACUGACCCCAAUGCUCAGUACCAUGACUUCCAGUGCUUUUACCAGCAACUCUCACCCAAACUGGUAUUUCAAGAGCAUGAUGAUCAUGCAGGGUGCAUGCCUUCAGGAGAUUAAGGAUAUGGCCAAUAGUGGAUCAUUGGUCAGGAUCCUCGAUGGGUUGAUCUAUGAUUUAACCACGUAUCUCAGCUAUCUGCCUGCUGUCAUUACACCUACCAGUACUCAAGCAGGCAGAGGCAUCGACACACAAUUCAUGAGUUCCACCAUUGUUGAUCUGUUCAAGAUCAACUCUGGGCAGGAUUUUAUGAAGAAGUUCAAGGAUGGUCUUGGACUUGAUUCUGCAACACUCGAAAGCCAGAGGAUGUGUCUUUGCAAUCUAUUCUUGAUCGGUGCAUGUCUGUUCUCGCAAUAUAUCUUGCUCAUCCUUUCGGUUCUCAUGGUCUCCAUCAUUGGGUUCAAAUUCAUUGCAUCAAUCAAUUUCGGGGCUGUUCAUGCACCUGAGGACCAUGACAAGCUCGUGAUUUGCCAAGUUCCGUGUUACACUGAAGGCAAGGCAUCACUUUGGUGUAUGAUCAAUUCAUUGGCUGUGCUCAAGUAUGACGAUAAGCACAAACUGAUCCUCAUCGUGUGCAACAGGAACAUUGUCAGAUCUGGCAACAAUCACCCAACACCACAUAUCAUGCUUGAUAUUCUGGGUGCUGACCCAAACUUGGACCCUGAACCACUCAGUUUUCAUAAUAUGGCCAAAGUGUACUUGGGUCUGUACGAGUGUGCUGGACAUGUCGUGCCUUACCUUGUGGUCAUCAAGGUCAGGAAGCCAACAGAGAGGUCACGUCCUGGAAAUCAUGGUAAGCAUGAUUCACAGAUGGUGGUCAUGCAUUUCUUGAACAAGGUGCAUUACAAUAUGCCAAUGAAUCCCCUUGAGCUCGAGAUGUAUCACCAGAUCAAGAACAUCAUCGGCAUCAACCUGACAUUUUAUGAGUAUCUAUUUGCCAUCAAUGCAGAUAUGACUGCAGAGCUGUACACACUUAACUGCCUCAUUUCUGCAAUGAUUCAUGACAAGAAAGUCCUUGGUGUGUGUGGUGAAACAUCCCUUGCCAAUGCCAAACAGUUGAUUGUGACGAUGAUGCAGGUGUACGAGUACUUCAUCUCCCAUCACAUGGCAAAGGCAUUUGAGAGUCUGUUCAGCUCGCUCACUUGCUUGCCCGGUUGUUUCACCUUGUUCCGUCUGUGCACACCAGACAUGCACAAUGUCUCCAACCAAAUUACCCAAGAUUAUUCCCAGAACCGUGUCGAUACCCUACACAUGAAGAACUUACUGCUUCUUGGAGAAGAUCGUUAUUUGACAACCCUAUUGCUCAAACACUUCCCGAUGUACAAGAUGCAAUUUAUCAGGGACACUCAUGCCGAGACAGUUGCUCUGGAUGAUUGGAAGGUUCUGCUCUCACAACAUCAUCAUUGGAUCAACUCAACCAUUCAUAAUCUUGGUGAACUCAUGUUCCUGGAUCAGCUUUGUGGUUUCUGUUGCUUCUCCAUGCAUUUCAUUGUCAUGAUGGAUCUCAUAUCAACACUGAUUCAGCCCAUCACCAUCGCAUAUAUCGUCUACUUGAUCGUGUUGGUCGUUUAUGAGCACAGUACCAUCCCCUUCAUCUUCCUUGUCAUGAUUGCUGCCAUGUACAGCUUGCAAGCCUUUGUGUUCGUUCUGCAUUGCAAGUGGGACAUGGUUGGAUGGAUGGAUUUCUAUAUCUUGGCCAUCCCGAUUUUCUCAUUCAUGCUUCCAAUCUACUCAUUUUGGCAUAUGGAUGAUUUCUCAUGGGGUGCCACACAUGUCAUACUGGGAGAAUCUGGAAAGAAGAUCAUCGUUCAUGAUGAAGGCAAGUUUGAUCCCCACUCUAUUCUCCUCAAAACAUGGAACGACUAUGAAAAUGAGUUGUGGGACCGAGAAUCCAAUCACAGCAUUGGCUCUUGGGUACCCCCCACCCAAUUCUGCAAGGAAGGAUUGUACUGCAUCCCUGUACGACCAUGA